AUAACAUGUCAAAAACAAAUAAAAAGAAAAAAAUAUUUUCAGCGCAAGCAGGGAGAAUUUCGGAUUGAUCUAUAUUUGCAAAAAAGUGGUUCGAAAAUAUAUCUGGUGGUUCCGAAAAUUGGAUACCUCUCAACAAAAACGACUUAUAGGUUUAAAGAUUAUCAUUGGAUGUUAUUUCAAUCGGUAGUAGGCUCCGUUCCGUCGAAAUUAUUAAGUUCGCGAAAGUGCAGUGACGAAUAUUUUUGCAAUCAAGUCCUAUAGGACAAACAUUCCUCUACAACACAAAUUCUAUCUUUUUUCGGUGUUAUUUUGGUUUAUGGUACACCAGCAAACUGGCAUAUAUGCAAAUCUUUUAAUAGAACCUUCGCCUUUCUCGUUCGCUUGCAAGGAGCCCGAAAAUUCAACCCAAUACGGCGACCUCGAGAACAAAAAAGUUCAGCAGCGAAAUAUAUUUGUUGUCCAAGAUAUUUGUCCAGCGAAGCAAAGAUUCUUGAUUGCGUUGGUGAAUAACUUAAAAAUAUCACAAGAUCUAUAGAAAAAAUUGCUCUAUGAGAGCAAGAUGUAAGUGUCAAGUGGAACUGUGAGACGAAAAUAUCGAAACCAGAAAAUAAAUAACACAAAGAAAUACGAGUAUUACCGAAAUGGCCAAUGCAAUGCGAUAUGAUCAUCAACAGCAUCAUCAGUACAUUCCUCCUCAACAAACCGACCUGCAGGUACUUUGGAGAGACACGAUGCACGUAUUAUGGCAGUUUCUGGAUUCCGAGGAAUCUAUGAAAAAAGUCGAUCUGAGGAAACAAGUAGAGGAACUCAUCUAUCAAUACAUUUGUGAAGUACCACAUAGCCGAAUAUUUGUUUUCCCAAAUACCAUAAAUGUGCUUAAGAGUUCUAUUGAAAAGUAUGACGAUUUUUCCGCUUACAAAGCUGCUAUUGGAUUUGAAGCCAUCAAUCAGUAUGCGAAUAACCUGUUCACUAAGCCAUGGCGCAAAGAGUACAAAACCAUUAAGAUGUACUCUGGAUUCUACAAGCAUGAAAUAGCUUCAAACUUGAACGGGGCUGAAUCAUUAUUCGAAGAAAUGGGAUAUCGAUUGUCUGACGAUAAGCAAACUCUGGUACUGGAUGGGCCAGUUUGUCCUGAUCGCGUUACUAGUAUAUCUCGCGAUGUUAUUGCUGCAUAUGUUGAGUGUCAGGUUAUGGGGGAAAUUUUCGCUGAAUUGAGCAAUAAGAGAAUAACGGUAAGCUGGAGAGAUAUUUACAACUUCAGAGAGCACAACACGUGUAUGCGUCAAUCGCCUCAUGAAAUGGCAGUGUUAAUACAAGAGCUGAUUCAGAAAAAUCACCUUUCCAGACGAAAAGGUAAAUACAGGAACCAAAUGCAGAUCAUUUAGUGCUAUCAAAAAUGAGCCAUUUUGUUCGAGCAGAGUUUUUUUACUAUGCAUAGUUUUAUAAUACCGUUCAAUUUUUUGACCCCCGAAUUUAACAAAACACUUUCGAGAAUGACCUGUUCGAGAUUUGCCCAGACUGAGCUAAAGCCAGAAUUGGAAAAAAGAGUUACCGCCAAAACAGGAUAGCUAGAUUUGAUCUACCUAUCUUGCCGCCAAAAAUCACCAUUUAAGGCAAGGAAUAUUGAAAGACAUUUAAGGUGUAUUUUUUGAAACUGGCAUGUUUUCCCCAAAAAUCUUACGUCUAUUCUGUGUUGGCAUCAAAGUUUCACCAUUUCACUGUAAAAACAUAAUUGAAUUAUGCUUUAUUAAAUCAAAUUCGCCGCCUGUAAGCAAAGUGAGCAUUCCUGUGCUCCUAGUGCAUAAAGGGUUUUU
Molecule: messenger RNA, 1814 nt
Organism: Uranotaenia lowii
Lineage: Eukaryota; Metazoa; Arthropoda; Insecta; Diptera; Culicidae
Product: protein tamozhennic-like
Exons: 6
Coding region: 642-1385 (247 amino acids)
Cellular component (GO): cytoplasm
Source: RefSeq, a predicted model, not a curated record